GAGAGAGAGCGAGCAGGACAGUGAACGUAGCUGCGCAUCGCAGUCGGUUUUGCAGGCGCGGCGCGAUAGGUGGUUCGUAGGUGGUUCGCACGAUCCCUGGUACCUGGGGAUCGUCCGUGCUCGCACGACAGCUCGAUUGCCUAUCCAAAGUAGGCUCCUCCGUCCCGAGGCGCAAUCCCGCGCGCGCGUACACCUGCACGUACGAACGAGCGAACACACGCACGCGAUGGCGUCCACGAAGAGGAAGCAAGACGAGAGGAACCUGAAGACGCUCCGUGAAUUGGUCUCGCAGCCGGGCAACAAGGAAUGCUUCGACUGCAACCAGCGCGGGCCGACUUACGUCAACAUGACGAUCGGCUCGUUCGUCUGCACUUCUUGCUCUGGUAUGCUACGAGGUCUGACUCCACCACACAGGGUAAAGUCUAUAUCCAUGGCGACGUUCACUCAAGACGAGAUAGACUUCAUAAAGGAGCACGGCAACGAAUAUUGCAGGCGAAUAUGGCUCGGCCUCAUGAAUGCCAACUCCCCGCAGAAUUUCGACACUAAGGAUGAGCAGAAGAUGAAGGACCUGAUGAGCGCUAAAUACGAACUGAAGAGAUACUACCUGGAUCCGUCGAUCGCUAAUCAGAACACAGUCGCACAACCGAAGUCGCAGUCAACGAGCAACAUUCCAAGGGUACCGAAUUCGAGCACGUCCACGACGCUGCCCACGCCGGUCAGUCAAAAGUCGGAAUCGGCAAGUAACGCGAACAACUUCUCGACGGACUUCGUUGCCGACUUCAGUAAAGUUCCUGAUCCCUUCUGCCCGGCGACGACAGCGCCGGCGGGCCAGUUCGGCCAGCAGCCGAUCGCGCCACAACCGUUCUUCGCAAACUUUGACAAUAAUCCGGUCUUCAACAAUGCAAAGAGUAUGGAAACGUCCGCACUGUUUAAUCAGGUCGGUGGAAAUGGCACGAUGAAUAUGAAUAGAGCACAUGCGCCACCGUCGGAGGAUCGUUACGCGGCACUCAAAGACUUAGACUCGCUGAUGAAGCAAACGCAAUUGAAGGAAGAGCCUACUAGCACAUUAUCCGCGUCUACAUGGAAUGCAAAUAAUUCGAACGCACCAAACGCUACGUGGAGUAUAGGAGUGAAUAAUCAAACGCACGUCAUCUCAAAUCCGUUUACGGGUGAUUUAUGGCGGCCGUCUGCAAACGUGAUCAACAAUAAUACUCAAUCCGUCGAUAGCUCUCUGUAUAAUCCCGCGAAUCCGUUCAAACCCCAAUUUCCUGUAAAUAACGAUUCACAAUGGAUAGGUAUCGGUGCAUCUAGUAAUGGAGAUGUACUCCAAUUGAGUCAACUCAUGACGCCAUUAGCGAACAAAGUAUGGCAACCGACGGUACCAGCAUAUCACGCAAAUCCAUUUAUGGUAGGCACAGGAGUGAGUAACAUGACAAGAAAUUCGAACAAUCCCUUCUUAUGAUUAUGUACACGUAAGAUUUUAAUGGAGUUACGAACAAAUAAUGCGAAUUAAAAUAUAUUUAGAUUAGGCAAAUUGUUAUAUACGUGAUCUUAUUGGCAAUUAGUGCCAUUAACUUUUAUCCAGGAGAGCACCAAUCUCAUAUCUAUAAAUGAAAAGAAAUAAUACUUUUAUUUAUGAAUAUAGUAUACACGUUAAUAAAGAUUAAUAUUUGUUACUAAUCAUGAAUAUUACUUGGCAAUACUUCCAAUUUUUUUUUUGCGAUGCAGAUUUUUAAGAUUUUCGAUAUUUUAUUUAUUCAAAGAAUGUAUUUUAAAAAAUAAUUCUGCGAUACAGCAGUGUUUAAAUAAAAAUGAAAUGCUUUAUCUAUGCAGCAGCAAUUUUAAACAUGUAUGUAUCUGUAUUACAAUUAUUAUUGAAACAGACAAAGGAAAUAAGUCGAGAGAACAUAUUAUGUCUUAUGCACACUUAAAUACAGUUUAUUUACUUAAAAACUUCUAAUAUAAAUACAAAAUCACAAA
Molecule: messenger RNA, 1980 nt
Organism: Pogonomyrmex barbatus (red harvester ant)
Lineage: Eukaryota; Metazoa; Arthropoda; Insecta; Hymenoptera; Formicidae
Gene: drongo
Product: Arf GTPase activating protein drongo
Cellular component (GO): cytoplasm; membrane
Molecular function (GO): GTPase activator activity
Source: RefSeq, a predicted model, not a curated record